UCCUCUGACGGUGAAGAGUCUCUAAACUUCCCGAAAACCUGACUCAGUCCGGCAGCUCAGCAGCCCUCCAGUCGUCCCGUGAAAGCUUCACAAGAGACGAGACUCUGCUUUCUCUCCCGUCUGACACUAUUUCAAGUUAAAAGGGUUUUCAGCUAGGAUCAUGCCCCCAAAGAGACGAGCUACUUCUGCUGCUAAGACAGGUGGAAAGAAGGUAAAACAAGAGCCCGAGACACCAGCGCCCAAAGAUGCCUUCACCUCUACAAAAGAGGCCCUUCUGGCUGCAGGGUCACAGGUGAAAUGCAACAGGAAGGUGGAUGAUCUCUGCUCAGUGUCCGGAGAGGUACACGAUGACUAUGACUGCAUGCUCAAUCAGACCAACAUCGGGCAUAACAAUAACAAGUUUUAUGUCAAUCAAUUGAUUAAAGGAACCAAGCAAUACUAUACAUGGAACAGAUGGGGUAGAGUGGGGGAAGGUGGACAAUCCAAACUCAACACGUUUGAUAAUCUUGAAAAGGCUGUCAAGGACUUUGAAAAAAAGUUUAAGGACAAGACCAAGAACAACUGGAGCGAUCGGGCAAAUUUUGUUUCUCACCCUGGGAAGUACACCCUGAUUGAGGUGGAUGGAGAGCAGGAUGCUGAGGUCAAGGUGGACACUGUUGAUGGAAAGAAGGUCAAAGUCACAAAAAAUGUCCAACCUUGCAGCCUUGACAACCCCACCAAGAAGCUUAUCGAGCUUAUUUUCAGCAAUGACAUGUUCAAAGAGGCGAUGGAAUGCAUGAACCUAGACAUCAAGAAGAUGCCUUUGGGCAAACUCAGUAAAAUUCAGAUUGCAAAGGGCUUCGAAGUGUUGGAGGAGAUUGAGGCAGCCAUGAACAAAAAAAGCAGAAACACAAGACUGGAAGAACUCUCUUCGAAAUUCUUCACCACAAUCCCUCACAACUUUGGCCGGAACAGACCGCCAACCAUCGACGACAAAGAGAUUGUGAACCAGAAGAAGGAGAUGCUCAUGGUGCUGGCUGACAUAGAGAUCGCCCAAAAUCUGAAGUCAGAGACUGAAAAGUCUCAGGAAGAGAUGAUAGAGGAAGUUCCUCACCCUCUAGACCAGGACUACAGUUCUCUCAAAUGCCAUCUCACUCUAAUGGACAACAAAUCAGAUGCAUUCAAGAUCAUAGAAAAAUACCUGAAAGCAACUAAUAGCAACCCCAAAAUUGUCAAUGUUUGGGUUGUUGAUCGAGAGAUAGAGGGAGAGAGGUUUAAGGAGCAUGAUGAUCUGGAGAACCGCCGUCUUCUGUGGCACGGUACAAACAUAGCGGUGGUGGCAGCUAUUCUGAAGAGCGGUCUGAGGAUAAUGCCCCAUUCAGGAGGCCGUGUUGGUAGCGGUAUCUAUUUUGCGUCCGAAAACAGCAAAUCUGCAGUUUACGUGCGUGCCUCUAAAAAUACUGGAGUGAUGUUUUUGAGUGAGGUAGCCCUGGGCAAAGAACAUACCAUCACUAAAGACAACUGCUCCUUGAAGAAGGCCCCUGCCGGCUUUGACAGUGUGGUGGCGCGAGGGUCUGUGGAGCCAGAUCCAUCCAAGGACACCUUCAUCACCCUGGAGGGAAAGCAGGUUGCUGUGCCUCAGGGUGAGCCUUUAGAUCAGCCCCAGUUCAAAAACAGCCACUUCAGCAACAGUGAAUAUCUCAUCUACAAAGAGAGCCAGUGUCGCCUUCGCUACCUGCUGGAGCUUAAAAUGUAUUAACUCCACUCAAGGAAAGAAGUUCUUGAUUCCCUCUAUAUACAGUAAAGGGCUUUCAAGAAGCUUGGCUUUCUGUUUUCCUGUAAUAAUAAUAAUAAUUAUUAUUAUUAUAUGGUUUUUUGCUUUACUAUUACACCUAUUACUGGUGCAAAUGUCUCCAUUUGAUUCCUAAAUGACUUCUCUGUGCCUUAUAUAUUGCACUCUGUAUAACUGUUCUGAGUACUUAAGACUGCACUACUGUUAUUUCACAUGGUGCAAUGAAGCAAUUUACUUUUUUACUUCUCUAAGAUGCCUCUAUAUAUUUGCACAGUUUUGUUAGAAAUAACAUGAUGCACAUUAUGUUAUAUUUGCCAUCUUCUUCUAGUUUGAGUAGUUUAUGCAUUAUUUAAUCCAAGUAGAAAUGCUUAUAUAAACCUGUCCCGAGAGAGAAAAUAUCCGUAAGGAUUUUGCCGCAUGCCUUUGCAACUUUAGACAUUUUGAGUAAUGUUAAAUGGUAGAGUAGAAAAACGAUACUCUAUCCAUAGAUAUGUUUACAGUUAGUGAAGUUCAAUGUGUGGCUAAUGCUCAAUCACUGCUACCAGUCUAAUAUUGAAAGAAAGAAUCUGUGUUGCAAAGUAACACGUCAUGAAAAGCUUGAUCAAUGUCUUGAAGGUCUCCUGGCUAUGGUACAAAUGCAGCCAUGUGGUGUCAGUAAUGAGCAAGUCCAUUUGGAAUGUAAAUGCAUUUUUGCACUAAGACAUUACUUAAACCAAUGAUAAGUAAAUUAAACAAAAUUGUGCCUGCAA
This is a messenger RNA of Notothenia coriiceps (black rockcod), 2520 nucleotides long. RefSeq names its product poly (ADP-ribose) polymerase family, member 3 (gene parp3). Gene Ontology annotation, biological process: protein poly-ADP-ribosylation; double-strand break repair. The transcript is spliced from 11 exons. Gene Ontology annotation, cellular component: nucleolus; site of double-strand break. Gene Ontology annotation, molecular function: NAD+ poly-ADP-ribosyltransferase activity. The coding region runs from base 161 to 1738 and encodes 525 amino acids. NCBI's taxonomy places the organism in Eukaryota, Metazoa, Chordata, Actinopteri, Perciformes, Nototheniidae. The record is from RefSeq and is a predicted model, not a curated record.